AUGCCCAACCAGCUCGCAGAGGCAAGCAAUGCCGGAUCGCCUUUCACCCAAGCCCAACAGCAAUGGCUUCGGAACUUCUCCGACGAUAUCAAGAGAUCCGUGGAUGAUGCGGUAAGGGCAGCCCUGGCUGGCAUCCAACCCGCCCGGACUCAAUCACAAUCCUCCAGCCAACCGGCCAGAACACCAUCCGUCCCGACACCUACAUAUGAGGAUCAUAUCAAACCUACGGAGAUCGGCUUCUUUUACCCUAAUGUCACCACCGAAUGGACCUCGGAUUCCACCAUCACCAAGGAUGGCAAAACAUACUACCGCAGCCUCCCGGCCUUCGUUGACCGCGUUCAGGCUCUGGCUGUGACAAGGAACGCCGCGGCAAUCCGUCAGACUCUCGAAUUAUGCUUGAGAGGAGAAGCAGAGUCCUGGUGGAACGAAGAGCUGGACAAUAUCAGUCGCAUCAGUAUCGUUCAGAGCCAAAACGGGGUAGACGAAUGGUGCAAAGCCCUGGAAAAUCGUUUCAAAGAUUCACCAUUAGACGCAUUGAACAAGCUGAACUCGCUCAAAUACACAAUGACUGACGCCCAGAAACGAAGGAGUCCCUCUGCGUAUAUGGCGGAAGUCAUUGCCGCAGCUAAAGCAUGCGGAUACGAUUCCGACGAGUCCGCGUUCGUCCCAUUCGCCUGGAAUAGGAUCGACAUCCGCCUGAGGAACUCAAUCGACGAACCGGCACCAGGAACCUCAGUCGCUACGUUCAUGGAAACACUUCGCCGAAAGCAAGCAAACUGGUUUGACGAAGCCGCCCAAGCAUUCAUAGGUCAGGACCGUGGAGCCAACUCCGGAUUUCGCGACCGUCAGGAAUACUGCCCAUGGAGUACGAAUUGGAGCCGCAAAACCCAAUCACGGGGAAUGAACUUCAAUGCUAAUGCAAGCCAACCCUACGGAUCAAACGAUUCUUCGAUAAAACAGGUUUCAUUUCCAACGAGAGGAUCCAUCACGUCAGGAAACGAACCGUCAGGUCCGCAGAACCAACUCAACCAGGAAAAAUCGAAACGCGCCGGAGGCCAAUAUCAAAGAAACACCCAGAAAGCCCAGCAUGCGGAUGUGCGAGACGAGGACGACGAGGACUGCGACCCUGACAACCAGGAGGCUAACUGGAACGAUACAAUUCGGGAGGAAGACCUCAACGAUUCGAACCGAUUGCCGGAGGACGACAAAUUCGAUGAAAAGGCCUGGGCCUUCAACGGAUGGGUUGAAAAAGCUAGUGCACCAGUCGUCUGUAACGUCUGUGAUAAGGGAUUCGUUUCGAUAAAUCAACUACACCAGCAUAUCAGAACAGAGCACACUGCAAAAGCGUGCGAACCCUCCGAUCGCCAGGCCGAACUGACCUUCUCCAGCCUUCGUCACAAACUCGGUGAUGAGCACUUGGAAUUCGUUCCAUGGGGAUGCGUAAACGACAUGAGUGAGAAUCUCAAUCUCGGUCGUGUCUACGACUUCUCUUACGACAACACAACGCCACCCGAAACCGAGAGCCGUCCGAAUCAAGACGUGGAACGUAGCGCUGCGGGAAUUUUCCAUGUCCAAACCAUCCUGAGAACCGCCGCAUCGAAGACAGACAAGAAUGUUGACAAAUGGCUCAAAGACGUGAACUCCGGAUCCGUAGCGGACAUGCAAAGUUCGGUUGACGGGGUCAUGAAGGAGCUGUGGGAUACAUUCAAGGGCGCGCUGAAUGAACUACUGCCCUCCAAUAUCAGUAUUGCAUCGCCUGUCCAAACCGUUCUGAAGCCGGAGGCAUUCCAGGAAACACUUCUCAAAGCGCUCAACUGGAAGUUGGUGGCAGACAUGGAUCCUGCGCAAAUCGUUCGGGAGGGCGCAACCAGGGACAGGAAAGCUGUGGAAACGGCCGUAACCAGCCUCUGGACCAGAGGACAAAAGGACUUCGCAAGGGAAUACGCAGAGAUGCCACCUUCCGAUGUGAGGGAGUUCGGAUUGGCUCAGCUGACACGCCUCGAAAAGGCAGACGCCCAAACGGUUUCGACCCAUGAGACUCCAUUAACCGCUACAUACUCAGCUACCGCCACACCAUCCGCAGCCGCCACAGGUGAUUGA
Molecule: messenger RNA, 2100 nt
Organism: Fonsecaea erecta
Lineage: Eukaryota; Fungi; Ascomycota; Eurotiomycetes; Chaetothyriales; Herpotrichiellaceae
Exons: 1
Coding region: 1-2100 (699 amino acids)
Source: RefSeq, a predicted model, not a curated record